This is a messenger RNA of Nanorana parkeri, 947 nucleotides long. Its product is annotated as zinc finger protein 300-like. Bases 18 to 899 code for a protein of 293 amino acids. The transcript has a single exon. The record is from RefSeq and is a predicted model, not a curated record. Lineage: Eukaryota; Metazoa; Chordata; Amphibia; Anura; Dicroglossidae.
GCGGGAAAGACUUUAAGAUGAAAUCUGAACUUAUUCUACAUCUCCAAACCCACAACCAUGUGACCUUUUCAUGUCCAGUGUGUGGGAAAGCUUUUUCUGAGGAAAGCAAGCUUCUUAAACACCAGAAAUAUCACAAGGGUGGGAAUUCUUAUUCCUGUUCAGAGUGUGGGAAAAGUUUCACUGAUGAAACAAGCCUUGUUAUACACCAGAGAAUUCACACAGGUGAGCGACCUUAUUCAUGUUCAGAAUGUGGGAAACGUUUUAGUAACCGACAACAUUUUCUUAGACACCAGAGAAUUCACACAGGUGAGCGUGCGUAUUCAUGUGCAGAAUGUGGGAAAAGUUUUACUAGCAAAGGAGCUCUUCUUACACACCAGAGAACUCACACAGGUGAGCGUCCUUAUGCGUGCUCAGAGUGUGGGAAAAGUUUUACUAGCAAAGGAGCUCUUCUUAGUCACCAAAGAAUUCACACAGGUGAGCGUCCGUAUUCAUGUUCAGAAUGUGUGAAAAGUUUUACUAACAACAGAGCUCUUCUUACACACCAGAGACUUCACACAGGUGAGCGUCCGUAUUCAUGUUCAGAAUGUGGGAAAUGUUUUACUAGCAAAGAAGCUCUUCUUAGGCACCAGAGUAUUCACACAGGUGAGCGUCCAUAUUCAUGUUUAGAGUGUGGGAAAGGUUUUGCUAAAAAAGAAUCUUUUAUUACACACCAAAGAGCUCACACAGGUGAACACCCUUAUGCAUGUUCUGAAUGUGGGAAAAGUUUUUCUAGGAAGGACCAUGUUCUUAGACACCAGAGAACUCACACAGGUGAGCGUCCGUAUUCAUGUUUAGAGUGCGGGAAAAGUUUUACUUACAAAGGAUCCCUUCUUAGGCACCAGAGAACUCACACAGGUUAGCGUCCAUAUUCAUGUAUAGAGUGCGGGAAAAGUUUUACUGACAAAUGA